AUGAAAGUAACUAUUAGAUUAUCAACUGAAGUUUCAUAUUCAGUAACUAUUCCUCAUAAUUCAAGCGUUGAAGAUUUAAGAAAUUCAGCCAAAGUUGCCUGUCCUUCAUUUACUUCUCUACCUCCGGAUUUUAAAUUGAUUACAAAUGGUGUUAAAUUAUCACCUUAUCAAAAGCUGUUAAAAGAUUUUGGUUUAUUAGAAGAUACUGAGAAUACCGUUAUUUUAAUGAGUAAUGGAUCAGAUACCCCAACUCAGUUAUCUCCAACUUCAACUAGUGACGAAAUAUUAACUAGUAAAGAAGUUCCCAAAAAAAAGAAAAAGACAAAUAAAUGUCAUUUCAAGUCAUGUAAUUCGCCAUCGUUGAGAAUGGUUGGUGAUUGCUCACAUUGUCAAGGUAAAUUCUGUGCCAAACAUCGUUUAUUAGAAGAUCAUUUAUGUAAUGGAUUACAAUAUUGUAAAAAUAAUGCUCAUGAACGUAAUGCAAUGAAAUUACAAUCUGAAUCAACCAUUACAGGUAAAGUUUAA
Messenger RNA from Hyphopichia burtonii NRRL Y-1933, 525 nucleotides. RefSeq lists its product as uncharacterized. Gene Ontology annotation, cellular component: cytoplasm. The transcript has a single exon. Lineage: Eukaryota; Fungi; Ascomycota; Pichiomycetes; Serinales; Debaryomycetaceae. Bases 1 to 525 code for a protein of 174 amino acids. Gene Ontology annotation, molecular function: zinc ion binding. The record is from RefSeq and is a predicted model, not a curated record.